Lucilia sericata (common green bottle fly) is the source of this 1330-nucleotide messenger RNA. RefSeq names its product COP9 signalosome complex subunit 7 (gene CSN7). Gene Ontology annotation, biological process: COP9 signalosome assembly. The transcript is spliced from 5 exons. The coding region runs from base 156 to 992 and encodes 278 amino acids. NCBI's taxonomy places the organism in Eukaryota, Metazoa, Arthropoda, Insecta, Diptera, Calliphoridae. The record is from RefSeq and is a predicted model, not a curated record. Gene Ontology annotation, cellular component: COP9 signalosome.
AGCAGCUGUUCAUGCAAAAAAUAAAAGAAAAAACAGUUUGCUUUGUGUUUUUACGUGAUUUAAAAUCGAGUGCGUUUUUGUUAACAAAUUUGCCGGUAGUGAUAAAAAUUCAAGAACAUUUAUUUAAUUUAACGUUAUAAAGUAAACUUUACAAUAUGACCCAAGAUAUUUUAAUGUCCAAUGAAGAAUCGGUGGCACCCACCACCAACGAUUCGGCUCACAAGCAAUUGCAACAAUUUUGCUUGUUGGCUAAGACAGCUCAUGGUGCUGCCAUUUUGGAAUUGGUCAAACAAGUUUUAGAAGCUCCCGGAGUUUAUGUAUUUGGUGAACUAUUGGUUAUGCCCAAUAUACAAGAGCUCAAAACUGGUGACCAUGUGAAAUAUUUCAAUACUUUAAACUUAUUUGCUUAUGGCACUUACAAGCAAUAUCGCCAGCAGCCUCAAGAAUAUUUGGAUUUGACACCGGCUAUGCAAAAGAAAUUGCAGCAUUUGACCAUUGUCUCAUUGGCCAUUAAAAAUAAAUGCAUUCCAUAUGAGGUUUUAUUGGAAGAGUUGGAAAUCAAUAAUGUUCGUCAUUUGGAGGAUGUUAUUAUAGAGGCGAUUUAUGCAGAUAUUAUACAUGGCAAAUUGUUUCAAAACAAUCGUUUUUUGGAAAUCGAUUAUGCUCAGGGUCGUGAUAUACCUCCCGGUUAUACUGCCAAAAUAGCUGAAACUUUACAGGAUUGGAUUGAUUCAUGUGAUGCCAUUUCCAACUGUAUUGUCGAUCAAAUCAGAAUGGCUAAUGCGGAAAAAUCUAAGAAAUUGGAUAAUAAGAAACAAAUUGAACAGGAGAUAAUUAAUUUGAAGAAAGUUUUAAAAACACAAAUCAAUGACAAUGAUGAAGCCAUGCAAAUCGAUUCACGUGAAACCUCAUCCACCAGUCAGGAGGCGCGCAAAAAAAGUUCUAAAGUUAAACCAUCACGAUCAACGGAUUUAUUCAAAUUCAGCAAGUAAAGUUAGAAAAGUAAAGUAUAAUUUUUUUUCCUACGCUUGAAUACCAAACGCAGGAGGGUUAUAUUAACUUCAUAACCAUCUUCAGCAACAACAAGAAUUUUGUCAUCAUCAUACUCCUCCUGCAUAUGAGAUAUAAACUAAAUAAUGGAUUUUUAUUUGGAAUAAAGUAAAUCAUGUAUAAAAAUUUAUUUGAAUUUUGAAUUUUUAUAACUCUUAAUAUUUCCUUAUUUACGUCAGAAAGAAGAGAAUGUGAGAUAAUAUUGAAAUGAUUUGCUUUUUUCUUACUACUUGUGCACAUGUCAAUGUAAAUUUUCAAAUAAAUGUCAAAAUUUCUUAAA